Messenger RNA from Metarhizium brunneum ARSEF 3297, 1257 nucleotides. It is a transcript of the gene PPP4C, whose product is annotated as Serine/threonine-protein phosphatase 4 catalytic subunit. Gene Ontology annotation, molecular function: protein serine/threonine phosphatase activity. The record is from RefSeq and is a predicted model, not a curated record. Lineage: Eukaryota; Fungi; Ascomycota; Sordariomycetes; Hypocreales; Clavicipitaceae. Gene Ontology annotation, biological process: double-strand break repair via homologous recombination. Gene Ontology annotation, cellular component: nucleus; cytoplasm.
AUGAGCGACCUCGACAAGGCUAUCGCGCAGCUGCGUGCUUGUCGACCCAUUCCAGAGGCCCAAGUGCGAGAGCUGUGCCACCGCGCACGAGAGCUUCUGAUCGAGGAGGGCAACGUGGUCACGGUAUCAGCGCCAGUCACAAUUUGUGGCGACAUUCACGGUCAGUUUCACGAUUUGAUGGAACUAUUCCGAGUUGGCGGAGAUGUCCCUGAUACGAAUUAUUUAUUCAUGGGCGACUUUGUGGACCGAGGCUUCUACUCUCUCGAAUCAUUUCUUCUUCUUCUAUGCUUAAAAGUACGAUACCCCGACCGCAUGACGCUUAUCCGCGGCAACCACGAGUCCCGUCAAAUCACCACAGUAUACGGCUUCUACGAUGAAUGCUUGCGGAAAUAUGGAAGCGCAAACGUUUGGCGGUAUUGCUGUGAUGUAUUCGACUAUUUGGCCCUCGGGGCCAUUGUUCUGGGCGCAUCCAACACAUUGUCCCCUGCGUCUGGACCAGCGGACGAAGAGACUGAGAUUGAAGUGUGCGACCAGAACGGCUCCAUCAUGAGUCGGUUCCCUCGCCAGCGCCAGCGCCAGCAGUCUUCUCAGCCUAGCAGCUCCCAGGAGCACGGCGCAAACGGCAGCGGUCCCGCAGGGCAGACCGGACCUCCCGGCUCAGGCGCCUCGGGCUCCAGCAAUGGCAGCGUGGGCAACCCAGCCGGAGCCGUGCUCUGCGUCCAUGGCGGCCUGAGCCCGCUGAUUGAUACAGUCGAUAAGAUCCGCCUGAUCGAUCGGAAGCAAGAGGUCCCCCACGAGGGCGCUAUGUGUGACCUCCUGUGGUCCGACCCCGACGACAUCGAUGGCUGGGGGCUGUCGCCGCGCGGCGCAGGAUUCCUCUUUGGCGCUGAUAUUGUCAAAGUAUUCAACCACCGAAACGACCUGAGCCUCAUAGCUCGCGCACAUCAACUCGUCAUGGAGGGCUUCAAGGAAAUGUUCGACGCCUCCAUUGUGACGGUCUGGUCGGCUCCGAAUUACUGCUACCGCUGUGGCAACGUUGCCGCCGUCCUGGAGCUAACCGAAGACGAGUCUGGCACGGGCGUCUUCUCCCGCAGCAACGGCGAGGUGAACAGGAGCGAUGGCGGGCGAGGGGUAAUGAUGGAGUCGAAUGGGAUGAUGAAGAGCGGUCCUGCGAGACGGUAUCGUGUGUUCCAGGCAGCGCCCCAAGAUUCACGGGGUAUGCCCGCCAAGAAGCCAGUCGCGGAUUACUUCCUGUAG